AUGCUCCCCCUGAUCCCCUGCCAAAGUGGAGACGGAGACUGGGGUUCGGGCUUUGACAUCCACUCCUCCAACCACAGCGCCCAGGCGGUGGGCGACGAGCCUGUGAGGAUGAAAAACAGCCAGGAAUGGGAAACAUCAAGUGUUUUUUCCCCGUUGGUCUUGAAUAUGCUGCACCCUGACCCCCAACCAGACAGAUGCUCCGUCCACUUCACAACCGACAAGGUUUUAUUGCGGAUGCUGAAAGCCCAAAAGGAAGAACUGGCCUAUUUGCAGGCCGUUCAGCGGGGGAACCAAGCGGUGGUGGAGAACUUGGUGCAGUUUUUGGGGUCAGAGGUGGGAGAGCAGAGUUACGAGGACGUGAUCAGAGAGAACGUCAUCGGCAUCCGGGAGGAGCAGAAGAAGUGUCAUGAGGUGGUGGGGAAAGCAGAGGAAGAUCUGGAGAAGCAGUUGGAGGGGGAUUCACUGAACUCACUUGUUGGGAUGAAUAAAAUCAAGGAAGAGUCCUCUGCUUUUGAUGAAAUGCUCGGAGCUGCUGCCGACAUUGCCACCAGACUGGAGAGGUCGUCGAAGUCCCUGCAGGACUCCUUCACCAAGCAGCUGAGAGACAUUGUGAAAAUCAAAAUCCUACGCUAGACAUGGGUCAAAAAGUUUGACCUUCAUUUCAGCCGCUUAACCAAAGGAAGCCAAACAUGUAGUAAAACAUGUAAAUAGGUGUGUAUACUGUACAGGCGUGUCAGAGUCAACAUCCCAUCUACUGCAAAAGUGUAG
Messenger RNA from Cynoglossus semilaevis (tongue sole), 768 nucleotides. RefSeq lists its product as uncharacterized. The record is from RefSeq and is a predicted model, not a curated record. Lineage: Eukaryota; Metazoa; Chordata; Actinopteri; Pleuronectiformes; Cynoglossidae. Bases 1 to 633 code for a protein of 210 amino acids. The transcript is spliced from 2 exons.